This is a messenger RNA of Argentina anserina (silverweed cinquefoil), 2113 nucleotides long. Its product is annotated as abscisate beta-glucosyltransferase-like. Bases 345 to 1781 code for a protein of 478 amino acids. The transcript is spliced from 2 exons. Lineage: Eukaryota; Viridiplantae; Streptophyta; Magnoliopsida; Rosales; Rosaceae. The record is from RefSeq and is a predicted model, not a curated record. Gene Ontology annotation, molecular function: UDP-glucosyltransferase activity.
GAACAGAGAGGAGUGUUCAUGUUGUGAAACACCUAUUGCCCUUCUCUAUCACCCUAGAAAUCUAUCCCUACCGGUCGACGCUACUUCAAUCGCCGAUUAUGAAGUGAUCAAGAAAACUCUACCAAUCCACGUACCGGCCUAUAUCCUGUUAUUUUCUUCAACAAUGGCAUGUGAGGCACACACCCCUCGCCUGUAAUUGUCUGAUGUAACCUCUCUCUCAAAUCAAAGAAUUCCAAUCACAUUUGUAUACACCUCUCUAUCUAGUCCCUAUAUAAAUCUCAAUCCAAACUCCCUUGAUUUCACAUUUUCAAUCUCACUCUCUCUCUCUGUUUCAAGUUUCAACCAUGGAUUCGGAACUACCCGUCGAAAUGUACUUCUUCCCCUUCGUCGGCGGCGGCCACCAAAUCCCCAUGAUCGACACCGCCCGCGUCUUCUCCGCCCACGGCGCCAAGUCCACCAUCCUCUCCACCACUCUCUCCAACGCCCUCCGCUUCCGCAACUGCAUCCACCGCGACCAAACCCUCCACCGCCUCAUCACCAUUCACGUCCUCGACCUCCCUAACGACGCCGCCAAGUCCACCACCUCCAUGUCCGCCGCCCCCUUCACCGACACCUCCGCCUUCCAACAACCCCUCAAGCACUUCCUCUCCCAACACCCUCCCGACUGCGUCGUCAUCGACAUCUUCCACCGCUGGGCCUCUGAGGUCAUAGACUCCCUCGGAAUCCCGAGAAUCGUCUUCAACGGAAAUGGGUUCUUCUCCCGCUGCGUCAGGCAGAACGUCGGUCGAUUCGGGCCGCAUGAGAAAGUGGGUUCUGAUUCGGACCCGUUCGUGGUGCCGGGUCUUCCCGAUCGGGUCGAACUGACGAUGUCCCAGCUCCCCAUCUUCGCCAGAAAGAAAAGUGGUGGUGCUGAUAAGAUUGGGCAGUUGGAAGACAAGAGCUUCGGGAUUGUGGUGAACAGCUUCUAUGAGUUAGAGUCGAAGUACGUCGAUUAUUUCAAGAACGACUUGAAGAAAAAAGCGUGGGGGAUUGGUCCGGUUUCUCUAUGCAACGGAGACGAAGCUGAUAAGUCGGAAAGAGGCCAAGCUGCUUCAGUUGACGAGGAGAAACUCAAGUGGUGUUUGAAUUGGUUGGAAUCGAAGGAACCCAACUCGGUUGUGUACAUUAGUUUCGGAAGCUUGGUUCGAUUGUCUUAUAAGCAGCUGAUCGAGAUCGGGCAUGGUCUUGAGAAUUCGACGGUUUGUUUUGUGUGGGUUAUUGGGAAAGUGUUUGUAUCAGAGAAUGAGAGUUAUGAAGAUGAAGAAAAUUGGCUAGUGGGUUUUGAGAAGAGAAUGAGGGAGAUUGGAAGAGGGGUUGUGUUAAGGGGCUGGGCGCCUCAGAUUUUAAUGCUGGAGCAUAAGUCUGUUGGUGGAUUUGUGAGUCACUGCGGGUGGAACUCGACAUUGGAGAGCGUCUGCGCCGGUGUGCCGAUGGUUACGUGGCCGCUCUCGGCGGAGCAGUUUUCGAAUGAGAAGCUGAUUACUGAUUUGUUGGGGAUUGGUGUGCAGGUUGGGAGCAGAGAAUGGGCGUCGUGGAAUAUGGAGAGGAAGGAAGUGAUUGGGAGAGAGAAGGUGGAGGCGGCGGUGAGGAGGGUGGUGGGUGGUGGUGAUGAGGCGGUGGAGAUGAGGAAGAGGGCAAGCGAUCUAUUGGAGAAGGCAAAGAGAGCUGUUGAAGAAGGCGGGUCAUCAUAUGAAGAAGUAGAUGCUUUGAUUUCAGAGCUCAAGUCACUGAAGCAGAACUAGUCGGGGAUCUGCUUUGCUUUUUCAUUUGAAAUAUUUCUCUAUUUUGGUCGAUGGUUUAAUGGCAGAGUUGUACACUCUUGGGCUCUUGGCUUGGGCAAGUAUAAUUCAAGUCUUGGAGAGUUGGACAACAAGUACCACAAAAUCGUACAAGUCUCAUCUGCACUGACUGCACAUAUAUGUUUUUUUUCUUUAUCGGUAUAUGUCAAAUAAAAUGAAAAUGCACUAAGGUACGGAUUUAUUUAUUAUAGAUCUGAUGCAUGUUAUCUCACAUCCGACAAUUAAUAAUGUAUAUUAUUUUUUAGACCAUACUCAUAAAAUAAUAUCGACCGUCG